Aureobasidium subglaciale EXF-2481 is the source of this 306-nucleotide messenger RNA. RefSeq lists its product as uncharacterized. The transcript has a single exon. Lineage: Eukaryota; Fungi; Ascomycota; Dothideomycetes; Dothideales; Saccotheciaceae. The record is from RefSeq and is a predicted model, not a curated record. The coding region runs from base 81 to 236 and encodes 51 amino acids.
AAGCAUCCAAGGUUACAUCUGUCAGCGAGCAAAUAGUUGGGCAGCAACACGUCUCGCCUGUAGCAGAUGGGUACGGUUUCAUGAAGCGGGGAAGUACUAGCUGGCUAGUUAUUGCAAAUAAGCAAAACAAAACAUACAGCAGCAGGGAUUCCCACGUGGUCACCCACCGUAGUACUAAUCUGCCGUUCAACUGCUUAUGUAUGGCAGAGCGGACGGGAUGCCCAGUUUUCAGCUGACUGUGGCCGUAUGUGCUUGAGUGACUUUUAUAUUGCGAUAUGUAUUCAGACUAGUCGAACACCAUGAGCU